CAUCGGUCCGAUUAUAUUGGUUUGAUGAUCUCUCUCGCGGGCUUUUUCACUUCCCUCCCGGUUUUUCAUCGAGCUAAUAAAAUAAAAGAGAUUUUGUGGUGCAUUUAGAGGGAGAGCUACUGUUAGGGAUCGAAAGGUUUUCACACUGCUGAAUCGUAUCAAGAACGCUGUGAAUUGUUUUUUGUGGUGUUUGUGGUGAUCUUAGACAUGAACAUGGGAAUGAUUUCGAAGCAGGACUGAUAAAAAGUGAAGCAGUGAUAAAUUGUUGUAAAGUAAAACGUCUACUGGAACUUAUAAAUAACAGCCUAAUGUGAUGUGUAAUGAAGAUAAGAAGUACUGGGACUGAAGAAAAAAAUCAUGGUGAAAUUAUCACUCGACAAUAUUUUAUAGUGACUCUCAUAUUUAGUCACUGGAGUUGUUUAUAGUUCUCUGCAAGAGCACCACCAAAUUUAUCUAAUGCUUUUGGUAUUUAUGGUGUGUUUAAUGAAAAUCUGGAACAUUUCCAUGAAUAAGGCGCGAAAAUGCGAUACAAAAGAAAAUAAUUUCUUUUGUCACGUGGACUUUCAGAGCGCGAAGAAAGGCAAAAAAUCCGUGCGUGGCAUGUCCGAGCAGACAUACCGUAAAAAGUCACGACUAACCAAUACAUCUCCUCAACAUUGUAAGGCUCCAUUGUCCAGUGUUGCACUGAAUUUGUGCGCCAAGACGGCCUCGUGUGGUGUCUCUGCUUCAGCCGCAAUUGCCACUAAUGCACAGGAUAUUGGCAAUAAUAAUUUCGAGCCAAUCGCCAGCAAGCGAUUGACUGAGGAGCAUCUGAAGACAAACGUCCAGAUUGUGCUGACAAACAUUCAUCGCAACUACAACGCAUUGCGUGGUGUGGCGGUGAAUCCUCAGCUCCUGGACAGCUUGGACUACAAAUUAAUUGAGAAGAUGGCCAGUCCCGAGGCGGAUUACAAUAGUAAUCCACAUUAUGCAGUUAAUCAGCUUCAAUGUUCUGUUGCCUCAUCGCAAGAUUUCACUCACGACAACUCCGAUUAUCAGUGGUUUCUGGAUUAUGGGUAUCGAGAAGGUGUUCCUCAUCAGAGCAUUUUAUCGUCCCUGUCGGCGUCGUACAACGGCAUCGGAGACGUGUCAUACUAUGAAGAUCUGGCGAAGAAUAUCGAUGUGAAUUUGGCUGAAGUGGACAUGGAGAGUUUCCGGGCGGAAGACAUUCACUCCCUCCUCAAUAUACCAUCGCGAAAGAGGCAGGAGAAUGAAUUCGACACGUCAAUCUGCAAGUCUGAGUUGCUCUUUUCGCCCGUGAAGGAGUCCCACAUCAGCGUGGAUUCACUCGAUAUGGAUGGCUAUCCGAAUGAGGACAUCAUACUGACGUGCAAAGCCAACAAGGACAACUACACGAUUGCCUUUGAGGGGAGCAUAGCGUAUUCCGAGGACAGUUACUACGGGGACAUGCGUCACGGUGCGCGUCAUCAGAAAAUUGAUGAGGUGGUGAGGAGGAAGGCGCUGGAGUCCAUGUCACGAUCGGACACGGGUUUCACGACGUGGAGUAAGCUGAAGAAGGCGGCCAGUUCGCAGCUUCAGCGAUAUCCAUCGGGGAAUAAUAACACGUCUGUGACUCACGCGCCCAGGCAUAAUCCUCACUGUAUCCUGCGGAAGAGCUCGAGCAUGCCGAGCUUGCAUCCUGGCCAAGUGAAUCAGCUUAAUGUGAGUCAAGUGAGCAAUUCUGUGGCCACUGGCAGACUACCGAGGGUGAUUUGUCCAAUGUCCACGGAGACAGACAGUGAUAGUCCGGCACCGCUUCAAAGCAGUAGCAAUAAUGAGAAUGUGCCCAACCAGCCGUCGUUCAGCCUGGUGAAGCUGUUCAUCAAGCAGAAGAGCAACUCCACGGACACUUGCAUGGACGUGUCGUCGGGAUGCUGGCCCAGUGACUCUUCCUCGUCUGCCGAGCAGAAUCGCGUGCGCAAGAGGAGCAUGAAUGACUCUGGGAAGUGCUCAGCUCUGAGUCGUCACGACGAGGAGGGCGAUGACGACAGUUGUCAGUACGAUAGUCUCGAUGUGCAGGUGAACAUGGACAAUAAGGCUGCGGGUGGGCGACAACGCUCAAAUGAUCUGUACAAGGAAGUCUUUGAUUCACCAUCACGGCGAAGCUACAAGGAGUGCAAUCUCAAUAUUAGAACCCAACCCAAACAUCCGGCGGUGUUUAAUCUCAACAAUAACAAUUCUCUGGAGGCGAAUAAGAGUCUGACGGACACGAGUCGUACCAGUGAGAACUUGACUCAGGUGUACAAGACAAAGGUGUCCUUGGACAUGAUCACGAGGUCCAUGCAGACGUCCUUCCCAAUGGCACCGACCAAGGAGCGCGUGAAAGUCGUGCCACCGUCCUUCCUGGCGCAGCUCAACAGGCACGAGAAGAAGACGGCGCCCGUGUAUGUGAUCUAUCCCAACUAUACGCUGCCAAAUUUGGACUUCUUGGAGAUGCAGAAUGAGGUGAUCUUGUCGCCACUGGAGAUGCCUGCCAAAAAGCGGCCGCGGCCGAAGAGUCUGGCUGACAUUGAGAGCAUUGCCACGGGAAAGUACAACCAUAUCGUGGAUUGGAAGUCACUGGUGAUGCUUCUGCCCAAAGAGUACCGGCGAAUGCUGCGCAAUAUCCCAGAAGUGGAGGAUGAUGUGGAUGAAUUUGAUGUGGAUAUGACUUCGCAAAAGCCUCUCUUCUCCAUGACACCUCCUCUCCGGCGAUCCUCUCGGCCGCUGUCUUGCGAUUGUGCCAGCUACGUUCAGGGCACGUGCACCUCCAGCAGUUCUAGUUCGACAAAUCAGCCGCCGAGCUCUGGUUAUCGGGGAUCAUCGACUCUGCUCACAGAUUCUGAGUUGGAGAACAACAAUGACAACAUGAGGAACAUGUACGUUUACCAAUACGAUAGCAACAAGAUUGAGAGUGAUCUGGAUCGUCCGCCGACGGGACGCAAGGGCAUUCUGAGGCGGGGCACUAGUCAACCGAAGCCACGCUACAAGCGCAACAGCAUGAUCGAGGAGGAGCAGAGAGCGCAGGUGGAGAAGAGGCGCUCGCUACAGGAUAUGCCGUACUAUGGCAAUGAAGACUUCCCGGAGGAGUAUGAGAGUGUGGACAAGAGACUACCGUACCGGUCGCGGCCACUCUAUCCGGGCUACAACAACAUCGAUCCCAAUAAUCACCGGCUUCCGCAUCCCAAGCAGUAUUAUGACUGCAAUGCAGUCAAACUCAACAAGACCAACUACAACUACAUGACAGAAUUGAAUGAUCUGGAGCUCAACAGGGCGAUCUCGGGGCGCUUGAGUCAGACGCCGCCGUUCACGUCGCCGCAGAAGGAUGUGGAGAUGGAUGCGAGGACCAGAGCGGAGAAUUUCCUUAGCAAUGUGCCGAAGUCUGAGUUGAAAUACUACGCGGAGAUUGCGAAUAUUCUGGAGUCCAUUGAGAAUGUCACGGAGCCGUACGAUCGACUGAAGCUGAGGAAUGAAGUGAGUCGUGCGUUGGUGCAGAAGAGGGUGUCAUUCAAUCCGCCUGAUGGUGGGAACAAUAACAUCAUCAAUAACAAUUUGCUGGCAAUGCCACAAAUGGCUGGAAAGGCGUUCACGACGCCCCCCAAUUCACCGAACAUCUCAAUGGCGAUGCCCAGGGCGAAGAAUGCGGUGUCGGAGAAGGAGAAGCAGGAGAAAAUCCAGAGCAAUCGUUUCAAAAGACUGCAAAUUCAGUGGGAGCUGCUGAGCAAGGAUAGCCAGGGUCUCAUGAAGGACAUGAAGGAGAAUAAGUUGGAGACAAAGAGUGGCGGAUCAACGCCCACGUCAGCGCCCAAAUCGAGAAUUCCCCGGCCAGUCAGCUAUCCGACAGCCAAGCCUCUGCAGAGUGAGAGUAAGAAUCUUCGAUCGCCGAGCAAGAUUGUUCCACCCCGGAAAUAUACCACGACUAAUACGUCGCCCACAACUCCUGCUGUGACAACAAGAACGACAACUAAACUGCACGGAACACCAAAGAAAACUCCAACUUCAAGGGUAUCAACAAGAACGCGGUAAAGAUGGAGAGAAAAGUAAUUCAUCAGUUCUUAAUCUUAAGAGAUACCAAGUGAAAAUAUAGUAACAAUUAGAUGAAGAAUAAUGCUAGCAAUGUAAUGUGAAAAAAAGAGUUACAAAUGAGACAUAACUAGCUAAUGAUCUACGUUGUUAUAAGAUCACGUAGAAAGAUACACACACAAACACACCCUGAAAUAAUUUUUAAUGCAUAGUAAAUGGGUAAAGAGUUUCUUUCUGCAGCGUUGAACAACAAAGUAAAUACUCGAAGAAUAUUAAUUUCUACAAUGUUUCUUCACCCUAUUUAAAUAUUAUCACUAAUAAUGUAAGUUUAAAUGCGUGUGCUUAUCAAUUUCUUUGAGUUGUGAAGUUAUUUUUCACCUAGAAGAUUGCAAGUGAAAUCCAUAACUGAAAUAAUCAUGUGAACGCUUUUGCUGAGAGGAGUUGAGAAAAGGAGUAUUAAGGACGAGAGAGAGAGAGUGUCAUUGUGAGCGGAAAGAAUAGAGAAAAGUACUUUGUAUCGCUUCCUUUUUAUAUCUAUAUAUUAAUUAUAUAUUGAGAAAUUAUUAAUUAAAUCUUUAUUGGAUUAGUUGAAUGUAUUGAGUUGCAAAGUGAUAUUCUUAGAUAAGGAUGAGAGAGAGAAAGAGAAAACAUUUUAAGAGAUUACCUAAUAAGCUAUCAAAGUCAGAAGCCCUACUUUUAGUGGUAAUAAUGGAAAAUAUCAAUUUUAUGAAAUACCGUUCUUAUUGCUAUAUUGUGAAAAUAUUGAAAGUGGAGAAAAGGAUUGAUAAGCCAGCGAUGGGUGCAUUUUUUGAGUUGAAUAAUCCUUGAUUUCAUUUGAAAACAAUGAAUAUGCCGAAGAAGUGCCAUAUGAAGUAAUUUAUUUUUUGGUAUGAUAUUCAAGCGAAUUUUCGAUGAAAGCAAAAGUUGUAAGAAAUGUAGAGGAAAAACUGUAUUUAAUGACUUUUUUUGGAUACAAGCUACUCUCCCAAAGACGAAAAAUUACAAUAUAAUUGAAUUGCAAUUUUCUGAGAAUACCUCGAUGAAUUUUUUCCUUUGGAUUCUCUGCAUUGUAAAAGAUUUUAUUUAUUGCUUACAUGAGUUUAAUAAAAAAUACUUGUCUAAUUACUAAAAA
Messenger RNA from Phlebotomus argentipes, 5173 nucleotides. RefSeq lists its product as uncharacterized. The record is from RefSeq and is a predicted model, not a curated record. The transcript has 6 exons. Bases 457 to 4044 code for a protein of 1195 amino acids. Lineage: Eukaryota; Metazoa; Arthropoda; Insecta; Diptera; Psychodidae.